Messenger RNA from Mandrillus leucophaeus (drill), 2896 nucleotides. RefSeq names its product CDKN2A interacting protein (gene CDKN2AIP). Bases 382 to 2124 code for a protein of 580 amino acids. Lineage: Eukaryota; Metazoa; Chordata; Mammalia; Primates; Cercopithecidae. Gene Ontology annotation, cellular component: nucleolus; nucleoplasm. The record is from RefSeq and is a predicted model, not a curated record. The transcript is spliced from 3 exons.
CCCGACUUGAAAUCCGCCCUCACAGGGAGUGGGACGCCCGACGCCCGCUCCCCCCACCCUCGGGGUCCCCUCCGUGGCCUGACCGGGACGCAGCGUUGCGGCGGCCCCGGCGCCGCAAAGCGUCCUGGGAGGGCCGGCUCGCGCCGGAAGAACGCGAGGGCGCGCGGCGGCGGCGAGGUUAUAAAAGGGAAGAAGCCGGCGGCGGGCGGAAGUGGGCGGUUCGGCUGCUCCGGGCGCUGUUGUUUGGUCUUUGGGCUUCUGGAGGGGCGUUAUCUGGGGGGCCGCCGGUGCAGGCCGCAGUGACAGGGCUGCUCUCCCGGCGCUCCGUGCCUGUCUCCCGGUGCAGCUGUGCUCGCGGCCUCCGCGGCCUGCAGGCCCAACAUGGCGCAGGAGGUGUCGGAGUACCUGAGCCAGAACCCGCGGGUGGCCGCCUGGGUGGAGGCGCUGCGCUGCGACGGCGAGACUGACAAACACUGGCGCCACCGCCGGGAUUUUUUGCUCCGCAACGCCGGGGACCUGGCCCCCGUUGGCGGCGCUGCCUCCGCUAGCACGGAUGAAGCUGCCGACGCCGAGAGCGGGACCCGAAACCGGCAGCUGCAGCAGCUCAUCUCCUUUUCCAUGGCCUGGGCGAACCACGUCUUCCUCGGGUGCCGAUACCCUCAAAAAGUUAUGGAUAAAAUACUUAGUAUGGCUGAAGGCAUCAAAGUGACAGAUGCUCCAACCUAUACAACAAGAGACGAACUGGUUGCCAAGGUGAAGAAAAGAGGGAUAUCGAGUAGCAAUGAAGGGGUAGAAGAGCCAUCCAAAAAACGAGUUAUAGAAGGGAAAAACAGUUCUGCAGUUGAGCAAGAUCAUGCAAAAACUUCUGCCAAGACAGAACGUGCAUCAGCUCAGCAGGAAAACAGUUCAGCGGGUACAGGGGCGGCCAUCAAAUCAGAGAGUGGGAACUCAGCUCGGAGCGCUGGCAUCUCCAGUCAGAAUAGCUCUACAAGUGAUGGAGAUCGAUCUGUCUCCAGCCAAAGCAGCAGCAGCGUUUCCUCUCAGGUAACAACGGCAGGAUCUGGGAAAGCUUCUGAAGCAGAAGCUCCAGAUAAACACGGUUCUGCAUCAUUUGUUUCCUUGCUGAAAUCCAGUGUGAAUAGUCACAUGACCCAAUCCACUGAUUCUAGACAACAAGGUGGAUCACCUAAAAAGAGUGCUUUGGAAGGCUCUUCAGCCUCAGCUUCUCAAAGCAGCUCAGAGAUCGAGGUGCCCUUGUUGGGCUCCUCAGGAAGCUCAGAAGUAGAAUUGCCACUGUUGUCUUCCAAACCUAGUUCAGAGACAGCUUCAAGUGGGUUAACUUCCAAAACUAGUUCAGAGGCAAGUGUUUCAUCAUCAGUUGCUAAAAACAGUUCCUCAUCAGGCACAUCCUUACUGACUCCCAAGAGCAGCUCUUCAACAAAUACAUCGCUGCUAACUUCCAAAAGCACUUCCCAGGUAGCUGCGUCACUUCUAGCUUCCAAGAGCAGCUCCCAGACCAGUGGAUCACUGGUUUCCAAAAGCACUUCCUUAGCAAGUGUGUCCCAGUUGGCUUCUAAGAGUAGUUCUCAGACUAGCACCUCACAGUUGCCUUCUAAAAGUACUUCACAGUCAAGUGAGAGUGCUGUCAAAUUCUCUUGCAAGUUAACCAAUGAAGAUGUGAAACAGAAGCAGCCUUUUUUCAAUAGACUGUAUAAAACGGUGGCAUGGAAGUUGGUAGCUGUUGGUGGCUUUAGUCCCAAUGUGAAUCAUGGAGAGCUUCUAAAUGCAGCUAUUGAGGCUCUGAAAGCAACACUGGAUGUAUUUUUUGUCCCACUAAAAGAAUUAGCAGAUCUGCCUCAAAAUAAGAGCUCUCAAGAAAGUAUUGUUUGUGAAUUGAGGUGCAAGUCUGUGUAUUUGGGCACUGGCUGUGGAAAAAGCAAAGAAAAUGCAAAAGCAGUUGCAUCAAGAGAAGCAUUGAAGUUAUUUCUCAAGAAAAAGGUGGUGGUAAAAAUAUGUAAAAGGAAAUACAGAGGCAGUGAAAUAGAAGAUCUAGUACUCCUUGAUGAAGAAUCGAGGCCUGUAAACUUACCUCCAGCAUUAAAACAUCCUCAAGAAUUACUAUAAUGUGUCCAAAAUAUCACUGCAUACAAUAUCUGGUAUUUGAAGAGAAAAACUGACUUUUGUACAGCAUAAAACACAGGCUUUCACAAAUUUUGUAUUGCUUUUUUUCCAGUUUUGCAGAAAAUUUACAUUCUAGUUCUCUUCACACAGUAGAAGUUGUAAAUAAUUUAUGAAUGACAGUACACAUUAAAAGGUAUGCAUUAACAGCAUAUUAGUAUGCUGUUUUAUUUGCUGAAGAAAAUACUGUCUUCUAUUUUUAAUGAUACGUUAGGUACGACGUGUAGUUCGGUAGAGUUCUAAAAUUUUUGUACUACUUUCAAUUUGGUGAAAACGUAUUAAGUUGUCUACCAUGUUUUCUUUUCUAGCUGAAUAAACCACAUCAAAGAAAAGGGACCACAGUAUUUGAAUGUUUGAAAGUCUGUAAAGCUUAAGGUUUUAAAAAUGUUGCCCGUAAUGUUGAACAUGUCUGUUAAAAAAUAAAAGAAAAAAUAGUUGCUUCAAACUAUUUUUAUGAGAAGUUGUAAGCAUUUUUUAGAUAUAAAGCAGUAUAAAGUACUUAUUGUUAUUUUAUUCUGAAGUUGUUUAAAAUUCACCAUGACUUUGACCGCUGCAGAUUCUUUAAUUAAGGGUUAAUUUAUGUUUUGAGGUGGAAUACAAUUUACACUUUUUCUUAAAGACAUGAAUGUGGGUUUCUAUAUUAAGCAUAUUUUGUGACUACUAUUAACAGAUUGAUUUGUUUAGAUAUUAAAUGCUUUAAGCUAUUUUACCUUUUCAA